Maylandia zebra (zebra mbuna) is the source of this 2250-nucleotide messenger RNA. RefSeq names its product wingless-type MMTV integration site family, member 2Ba (gene wnt2ba). Gene Ontology annotation, molecular function: frizzled binding; cytokine activity. Gene Ontology annotation, biological process: neuron differentiation; canonical Wnt signaling pathway; cell fate commitment. Gene Ontology annotation, cellular component: extracellular region. Lineage: Eukaryota; Metazoa; Chordata; Actinopteri; Cichliformes; Cichlidae. The record is from RefSeq and is a predicted model, not a curated record.
GUGAGCAGCGCCUGUCCCAUCCACGCAGACACUUUUCCUAUGUCAGGAUCUGAUUCGAGUGGCUUUUAUCAGUUACGAAACUGAUCAUCGGCAUUGGAUUUUAUAGUUUGCAACUUCUCACAGAUUUAGUGAAGCCAGAUUCGGAGCGCAACAGCUGAGGAGAAGACGUGAAUCUACGCAAGAUUGUCUGAAACGAAGGACUCAUCCCGCUCACUUAAGUGCAAUGUCCAAAGCUUAUGGAUGUAAUGCUAGAAAAUCAAGGCUGCAUUAUGACAGCGAAUAACUGAGGGGUCUCAAAAGCACUUUUCCUCUUUCCUAACUUUUAUUUCCACCAGAUGAUGGAGGACGCGCAGGCGUCAAGGACUUUCACGCCUUAUUGCACAGCCAAUACAUGAAAAGAAGAAACAUGAUGACAUCUACGGGCUUGUCGGAGAAAGCAAUGAGGAUCAGAAAUGGGGCAGGAAACCACCAUCACUCCAAACCCAUCUCUAAAAUAUACUUCAUCUUUAUUUUGCUCCUGCUCAUAUUCACACCGAUAGUGGAUUCAUCGUGGUGGUACAUCGGAGCUCUGGGUGCGCGGGUGAUAUGCGACAACAUUCCCGGUCUUGUGAACAAGCAACGGCAGCUCUGCCAGCGGCACCCAGACCUGAUGCAGUCCAUCAGCGAGGGAGCCAAAGAGUGGAUCAAAGAGUGCCAACAUCAGUUCAGACACCACCGCUGGAACUGCAGCACGCUGGACCGGGACCACACUGUUUUUGGCAGGGUGAUGCUCCGAAGCAGCAGAGAGGCAGCAUUUGUGUACGCCAUCUCUUCAGCAGGAGUGGUCUACGCCAUUACCAGGGCCUGCAGUCAGGGGGAAAUGAAGAUCUGCACCUGUGACAGUCAAAAACGAGGGCAAGACAGUGACGACAAAGGCAAUUUUGACUGGGGCGGAUGCAGCGACAACAUCAACUAUGGCAUAAAAUUUGCCAAAGCUUUCGUCGACGCCCGUGAGAGGAUGGUGAAAGAUGCUCGAGCCCUGAUGAAUCUGCACAACAACCGAUGCGGUCGGAUGGCAGUGAAGCGCUUUAUGAAGCUGGAGUGCAAGUGUCACGGGGUCAGUGGUUCCUGUUCUCUCAGAACCUGUUGGCUGGCUAUGUCUGACUUCAGGCGAACUGGAGACUAUCUUCGCAAGAAGUACAACACAGCCGUCGAGGUAACCAUGAACCAAGAUGGGACAGGAUUUAUUGUGGCUGACAAGGACUUUAAGGGAAGCACCAAGAAUGAGUUAGUCUUUGUUGAGAACUCUCCAGAUUACUGUCUCAUGGACCGUGCAGCAGGCUCCUUGGGCACAGCAGGCAGAGUGUGCAACAAGUCCUCAAGAGGCAUAGAUGGCUGUGAAGUCAUGUGCUGUGGGCGUGGCUACGACACCAUGCGAGUCAAACGUGUCACUAAGUGUGAGUGCAAGUUCAAGUGGUGCUGCGCUGUGGAGUGCAAAGACUGUGAAAACGUAGUGGACGUUCACACCUGCAAACCCCACAAGCGACCCGACUGGCUGGACGUAACCUAGGAAGGAGAGCGGACAAAUCAAACGUGCACCUGACUCAUUAGCCUGUGCACUAAUGACUCCAUUCUAGUUGGGAUCUUUUAACUAUAAUACCUCUGGCUUUUGAUGCUUUUAUACUUCACAAACAUUUGUUAGGUGAUAGUAAACUGGAAAUUAGAACCAGUUACUGAUCAUGUGCUGCUUUAAAAAGUGUUUUAAAAAAUAAUGUGCGGAGCGUUUUUGAAUCAGACUUUGAAACUUUGAUGCAAAAUGGCUUAAUAUUAUAUUCUGUUGUAAAUGUACCCUUGGUUGAGGCAGAUAUAUGAGCUACUGCCUGCUUCUUGUUUUAUAGUAUGUAAAAACUGUGUGCACAUAAGAGAUGAAAGAGAUAAUCACAGUAGUACUUUGUCUGCCGAUCGCUCCUUCAAGGUUGCCUUGUACACCUCUGGACUGAUUCCCAUUCUAUUAGAACACUCCCUUUUAGUGCACUCACACUCCACAGUGGCAAAACAGUGACCUUUAAAUUUUUUACUUAAUUUUAUGAAAAAAGAUCCAAGUUGUUUAGAACCAAAUCUAAUGGGUAGGGUGAGUGGUCCAGAUGUUACAGCAGACCUCUGCACAUGAUUACUUGGAAACUGGUGUUAGCCUGUGGUUUUUGCUUUUCCAAAACUUCCAAAACUUUUUUGAUCCCACCGUGCACCCGAAACCACUGCUGCUAAUUUGUG